CAGGGCGGGUCCACCUGUGACUCAAAACCCAUAGCAAUCACAGAGCAGCCAGACGGAGCAGAUAGUUGCAGCUUUACGCAUUGGACCUCACCUGUCUCUGACCGGAGACAAAAGCAAAAUGAUGCCAGAACCUUUUAAAUCAGCGCUGUCUUUGGGACAUGUAGAGGACACGUCGCUGGCUUUGCCCUCGGAUCAUCAAAUGAGAUCUGCGCAACAGAGAGUUCUGGAUCAGGUCUGCACCAUCAAGAGAAGCAAGUCGAAAUACAGCAGUAAAAGUGUUUCUGGACUCCCUUCACCCACCAGCCCUGAAAGUGACAGUGUGUUUUAUGACUUCAAGCUGUCGUCUGCUUCGGCUCUCAGCGGACCCUCCAUCAACAGAGGAAACACUAUGACCAAUGGGGCUAAGCAAAGGCAAAACUUUGUACGCAAGUCCAUGAACUCCCGUAACUCCAGCAGCGCUCAUAUGAGCAUGAGCUCGAGGAAAGAAGGACCUCUGUACGCUCCUGUAAAAACCCUCCCUACCCAACCCCAACCCAACAGUCUGUACGUCUCUAAAGGCACCCGCAGCGCUCCGGAUCUGGGCUUUUACUCCACGGCCAAUGGCGGCACUGCCCAACGAAGCCAAGCCGGCAUGGGCAGAUACUCCUCAGAAUGGGCUGAGAAGACGAUGGCUCAUCCUUUAUACAAACAAACUCACCAGGCUGUUGCUAACGGCACGUACGGAAGAACUGUCAGCAUGAAUAGAGUUAGCACCGUUCAGCCCGUCAAGAGACGGACUUCUUCCCUUCAAUCCAAUGGAGAUUCCAGAAUGUCAAUCCCCAAGACUGGACAAACUGGUGGCUACGCUAUGAACACAGAGCGACUGAUGUCUGAUAUGACGAUGAAGGAGGCGGUGGAGUGUUUGUUCAGUCCGGAUGAGAAUCAUCAGUUGUGUGGAGCCGCGUACAUUCAGCACAGCACCUUCACUGAUGAGAAAGCCAAACAAGAGGUUUUGACCCUGAAGGGAAUUCCUCCUCUGAUAGACCUGUUAAACAGCCCCAGUCCUCGGAUUCAUGAGACCGCUGCCGCUGCGCUGCGCAACGCCAUCUUUAAAAACCAACCAAACAAAGAUGAAGUUCAUCGCGCCGGAGGAAUUCCUAAAGUAGUUCAGCUGCUGGGAGAGAGCAGUGACGAGACGCACAAACACCUGACAGGUCUCCUGUGGAAUCUGUCUUCAGCAGAUCAUAUCAAACCUGAUCUUCUCCGUACGGCUCUGCCAGCGCUCACAGAGAAAGUUCUUGAGCCGUACUCAUCCAGCACAGACCAAACAAUGGUCUCUCCAGAGGUCCUCCUCAACACCACGGCCUGUCUGAGAAACUUGAGUUCCUCUAAACUGGCCAAUCGUCAGGCCAUGCGCAACUGUAAAGGACUGAUCGAUUCUCUCAUGCGAUACACAGAGACCUGCAUUAAUAACGACACACCAGAUAACCAGGCUUUGGAGAAUUGUGUUUGUAUUCUUCAUAACCUCACAUAUCAGCUGGAAACAGAGAUGCCCUCAGCCUUUACUAAAAUGAACGCUCUGGCCAGUCACGCCCGUAAGCGCACCAGCUCUUCCGAAGCCGGCCCCAUCGGCUGCUUCAGCUCACAGAGUCAAAAAGUCCAGCAGGAGAACGUCUUUGACUAUCCAGUGAUGGAGGACAAUAAUCCUAAAGGCCUCAGCUGGCUGUUUCACUCUAAAGCCCUGCAGAUGUAUCUGGAUCUGUUGAGCUCCAGUGACAGAGACGCCACACUUGAGGCCAGCUGUGGAGCGCUGCAGAACCUCACAGCCAAUGACGGCAUCGUAUCAAAUGUGUUGAGUCAUACAGUUGUACACAAGUUGAACGGUCUGAAACACAUCAGUCCAUUGGUGCAGUCGACCAAUCCUGCGCUUCAGAACAGCGCCAUCGCUCUGCUGGGGAAUCUGUCCAGAUCAACACGUACAGGAAACAGAAACAUGGCCCGUCAGAGUUUACCUCAGCUGGUGGGCUUUGUGAAUUCAGGGCUGACAAAGAACGAUUCCACGCCUCAGUUUGACGGCACCAUGGCGACGGCUCUUCACAGCGCUCACUCCAUGUUAAAAGCUGAUCCUGAGUUGGGCAAGAGUUUAAUAAAUCCUGGAUUGAUCAGCGGUCUCAGCGGCAUGAGUAGAAACAUGAUAUCUCUGCCAAAGUCCAGCACAGCCGCAGGAGUUCUGCUGCACAGUCUGUGGUCAGAUAAGAGCUUUCAGAGCUUUCUUAAAACGCAAGGGAUGGAUAAGAAGACUUUUGUGAAUGAUGCGACAUCAGCAGCUUUCAGAUCUCUUCAGGUCAUCGACUGACCGGCACGCCGACAGACAACAUGACAGAAAGACGACAGUUUUAUUGCAUUACAUUUGAAUUCUGGUUAAGAAUUUCAGAACAAUGGUAAGAAUUAAAAGCUUUUUUCUUUAGGGGAAGUAGACACUUUUUGUUUAGCAAACAAUGUCAAAUACAGUGAUAGGAACAUGAUAUUUUUAUUUCUCAAUUUUUAGUUUUUUUCAGCACAGCCAUGUUGUUUGUUACUCUUUACGAUCUGUUUGCAUUUCUUUAAUGUCAUUUUGGUUCUCAAGUGUUACAGGCAGACGUGUUUGUGCAAGUUCAUACCGUAUAUAUAGAGAGAGAGAGAUAUAGAUUCAUAUAUCAUAUGACCAGUGAGUGAUUGAACUCUAAGGUUGUUUUCUUUGGCUCAUUUGCAUCUCAUGUUCUCAUAUUCACAUGUAUUAUGGUUAUAAGAUUAUGGGUGGGCAUAAGUUUGUCAUAUUUCAGCUCUCAGUAAAGUUCAAUAAAGUUUUCAACAGCA
Messenger RNA from Triplophysa rosa, 2835 nucleotides. It is a transcript of the gene pkp1b, whose product is annotated as plakophilin 1b. The transcript has 13 exons. Gene Ontology annotation, biological process: intermediate filament bundle assembly; cell-cell junction assembly; cell-cell adhesion. Gene Ontology annotation, cellular component: plasma membrane; nucleus; adherens junction. Bases 119 to 2335 code for a protein of 738 amino acids. The record is from RefSeq and is a predicted model, not a curated record. Lineage: Eukaryota; Metazoa; Chordata; Actinopteri; Cypriniformes; Nemacheilidae. Gene Ontology annotation, molecular function: cadherin binding.